GACUUUUUCGUACGUCAUGAAGUCCCAUAUAAGACCGCCACUCUUUAUAAUAAUCUCUCCUAGGUGAUUGUGAGAAAUAUAUUUGAAAGAAUUGAGCGAAAUAGGAUGGUGAAUUUCCACGUGAACUUAUGAUGAUUGAUAUUAAAAAUUGUUUUACAGUAUUCCUUGCCUGUGACAAUUAGACAAUUAUUAUCAUUCACUUUCUCAUUUGCAUACUAUUUCAGUUCAAAAUGGCAGCCCCUACGGAUGAGCUGAUUCUCCUCGAAAGAGUAUUUUUCCGUUUGGGAACUGCCGAGACAGAUGAACAACUGCAAGCAGCAGUAUGCAAAUUCUUGCCUCCAGUCCUGUUAAAAUUGUCCAGUACACAGGAAGGUGUAAGGAAGAAAGUGAUGGAACUGUUAAUUCAUAUAAACAAAAGAAUAAAAAGCAGACCUCAAGUACAAUUACCAGUGGAAACGCUUUUGUUACAGUAUCAAGAUCCAACUGCCAGUUCAUUUGUAAUUAAUUUUACAAUCAUUUAUAUCAAAUUGGGGUAUCCUAGAAUGGAGAUGAAGAAGCAAGCAGAACUAGUUCUAAGUGUAUUAAAUGCCGUUGAAGGGAAACCAUUGUCUCAUCAGGAUGGUUUAUUACUUAUGAUUAUGCCUGCACUGGGUCAUAUCAACAUCUCAAUGGAUCCAGAAAAACGAGCAUCCUUCCUCGGUCUACAAGACAAACCUUAUGUGUCAAAGCAAUUACUUAGUUUCAUGCUGGACGUUUUAUUACUUCCUUACGGGUCUGCAGGACAAAUGCAGAAUAAUGAACAGUCGGAUCAGUCUGCUGCUGUAGACACCACGCAGUUUCGUGUACCGAUGGGAAUGAGCGAAUACGCGUUCAAACGAGUGAUCGGCGAAAAUCCGCAAUCAGCGGAACAACUUGAACAAACGAAGUUGGGUAUCGUAAAGUUUCUGGCUGGAGGAUUCUUUCCUAAUUCAGAUAUUCUCAUACAUCUGAUAGUAGCAGCUGCCGAUACUAGAUUCAGUGUAGCUAAUCUGGCGGAUAUGGAAUUGAAAAAGAUUGUCGAUACAUUAGACUGGUCUUCGAUGCAACUGGCAGCACCACUUUAUACAUUGUAUUUGGGGACAGAAGCAUUAGGUGUUCAGAAAGAAGUUAAGCCAGAAAUGAAACGAUUACCUGCGUGUAUACGAAUUCGCCUGAAAUUAUUGCAUUAUCUUUGCCGCGUUACUAAAGCUGGCUUUAUUGUACCUCUGUGCAUUCAGGUCGUUUUUCAUACUUUGGAAGGAGAUGCCAAAACUACGAAUCCAAAGUUGAAAUCAUUGGCAUUGCAAUUCACAUCGAAUAUUGUGCAACAGAGUAGCGUUGCACCUCUGUCUCGCGUAGCAGGUAUUAUCCUAGACGGUAUGUUAAAAUUAGUGUACAAAGGUGAAGAUGCGUAUAAAAUGAUGGCAUACACUAUUAUUGGACAACUGAGACAGAGAAUCCCAUCGGUGAUAGAUAAAAAUUUCAAUUUAUUGUCUCAUUUGUUUUCUGCACUUUAUUUGACGGACGGUGAUUUACGAAGAACGGUGCGAGAUACAUUAAUUUCAAUUACACCCGCGUUCGUACUUGAUAAAAAUGACGAACGUAAUAUAUCGUUGAUGAACGGAUUCUUAUCUACGUACAUCGAAAAGCCGGAGUCUAACGGCAGAUUCGUAGCUAUGCAUUACGUUGCUAAUGUAUUUCCACCCGACGACGUACCGUCUCGUUAUCUUUUAUUGUUAGCUUCUGGGGAUGAAAAACAGGAGAUAAGAGCCGAAGCUACUAAAGUUUUAUACGCAGCUAUACAGAAGGAUGAAAGUGAUAAAUCGGAGGAUAAUAAAAUUCCCCUACCAGAUUUUAAGAAGCUUGUUAGUUACAUUCAUUCAAAAAUGCAGUCAAGAGAUGUGUUAAUUGCUAAAAAUGAUAAAGUUAGUGAACAAAAUAAAGUUCUUCCCUACAAUGUUACAGUCAUUACAGAGAUGAUUACUUAUCUUCGUAUUUGUCUAGCAAAAAGUGCUAAUGUUACCAUAACUAAUGGGCCUUUACAGCAUCCCUGCGAAAGUACACCAUUAAUUGCACGUUAUUUAAGAAACCUGCAUGAACAAGAAUUAGAAACAUUGAAUAAUUAUUUUGAUAUGAUUUUAAAUUUCAGUCAUACAUCUCCAGAUGAGACUUCGUUACAAGCUUUAUUGGAAGUGGCUGGUUCUGUGCCACAGUUCGCAACGAAACUUUAUGAGAACGAAUUAUCUUGGCUUCGUAAUUUGCUCAUAUCGGUUAAGUUGGAUGUAAGACGAGUGGUUGCCAAAAUUUAUGGUAUGGUAACUGCUCAAGCAGCUUACAACGACUUCGAAUCACGAAUUUCUGAGAUCAGUAGCAUGGUAGAUAAAAAGCAUUUAGAAUCACAGCAUGGAUCGCUGCUAGCUUUGACUCAUAUGAUGGAAAGAAGAUUGAUUUUUAAAAGGAACGACAUGGACAAUGAUAUAUUCAAUUGGGAUCUAUACAUCAACGUUGUGAAAACGCUUUGCAGUUUUCUUUCGAAUAACACGAUUUUAUUAAUGGAUGCUGCGAUUCAAAGCGUUGGUAUCUUAGGUAAAACUUGUAGUCUACCGCUGCCUGACGAGGGCGAAGGAGAAUUGAAUAAAAAGGCAAUUGUGGAAAUGUUGUUUUCGAAAGUGGGUAGCACAAAAUCGAGUACCGAGAUUAAGGAAAAAGCUGCACUCUCCUUAGGGCACUUGUGCGUGGGAGAAAAUUUUCCUCAUACGUCGUACAUAGUGAAUAAAAUUCUUGAAAACGUGAAAGAGACGAAAGAUAUUGAAAUGCAUAUGAUUAUGGGCGAAGUGUUGGUGUGCUGCGUUCAAGGCGAAGCAUCUCCAGAGAAACGAGAUGCUUGGAUGACACUGCCAAGUGAACACACGGUACCUUAUAGCGACGCCAGUACAGAAUUGUUAACACGUACGCUGGAUGAAUUACUGCGAAUAUACAAAGAUCCUCAUCCUAAUUUGAGACAGGCUGUCUGUGUGUGGUUGCUGGCACUGUUGAAGCACAAUAUCCAACGGGAAUGUGUUAAACAGAAAUUCUCAUUACUGCACCAUGCAUUCAUGGAAUUCCUUUCAAGUGACAGUGAUAUAGUGCAAGAUAUAGCAGCGAAAGGACUUAGUUUGAUACACCUUAAUAGCAGUCGCGAAGAGAAAGAACUGUUGGUUUCUAGCAUAUUAGAUCAAUUUUUGCAAGGCCGAAAAGGCGUACCAAAAGUCACAGCCGAUACAAAGUUAUUUGAAGAUGGACAAUUAGGAAAAUCUCCUACAAACGGCAACUUGUCGACGUAUAAGGAGAUCUGUUCUUUGGCUACAGAGUUGCAGAAGCCAGACUUAGUUUAUUAUUUCAUGCACCUGGCAAAUCAUAAUGCUGUUUGGAACUCUAAAAAAGGUGCUGCAUUCGGGUUUGCAGCUAUCGCGAAAAUGGCGAAUGAUGAAUUAAAUAAAUAUUUACCUAGUAUAAUUCCGCGUUUAUACAGGUAUCAAUUCGAUCCUACUCCGAAGAUUCAACACAGCAUGGCCAGUAUUUGGCAUGCGAUCGUUCCAUCAACGGCCAAAGCCAUUGAACAAUAUCAUAAAGAAAUUUUGAAUGAUAUUACUGAUAAUUUAACAAAUCACGAGUGGCGAGUGCGAAUCAGUUGUUGUAAUGCGCUUGCAGAUUUGUUAAGGUCAAGCGCACGUUUCAAUCUGGCGAAUUCCGCGCCGGAAUUGUUGAAGAAAUUAUUCCGCGUGAUGGACGAUAUUCACGAAGGUACUCGGAUAGCUGCUACGAAUACAACUAAAAUACUGACUAGAGUCUGCAUUCGUUAUUGUGAUUCAUCUAAUGGUAAAGAAGGAGAAGAAGUACUGCAAGCAAUUCUCCCCGUUUUGUUAGACAUUGGUAUCGUUAAUGUCGUAAGCAGCGUAAGAGCACUAUCCUUACAAACAGUAUCGCAGCUGGUUUCGAGAGCAGGAAAUUUGCUUAAGCCAUCCUUGGUCACUUUAAUUCCUGCUCUCUUAACUACCAUCGGCGAGUCCGAGAAUCCUAAUUUGUCGUAUCUGAGUAACGUUUAUGGGACAAGUACAGAAACACGAAAUGCCGUUGAUACUAUCAGAGCUAGCGCUGUCAAGGAACAUCAUAGCACCGAAACCAUGACGAAAUGUAUACAAUAUAUAGACGAAGAGAUUUUGAAGGAAUUAAUGCCAAAGGUGGUAGAUUUAAUUAAAUCUAGCGUCAAUUUUGGAACGAAGAUUACCUGUUCACAUUUUAUUGUUCUUCUAAGUAUUCACUACAAGCAGGAAUUACAACCUUACAGCAGUAAAAUUUUAAGUGCGUUAACGAACGGUUUGUCCGAUCGUAAUUCUGUCGUUAGAAAGAAUAACGCGACGGCUAUUGGACACGUAGUUGGAUCAGCGAAAGUAUCGAGCCUUGAUAAAUUAUUCAAAACGCUUAAUACGUGGUACAUGGAACGAGAUGAUUCGACCAAAUUAACGAUUGGGCAUACACUACAAGCUAUAAACAAUUAUAAUCAGGAGAUAUUAAAGAAUUAUUCGAACAUCGUUAUACCGUUAGUCUUCUACGCGAUGCACGAACAAAAGACACGAGAAAAUGAAAACGCGAUUGAACUGUGGACUGAACUUUGGAAUGAAAUAACUCCCGGGACCGAAGCCGGGCUUAAACAAAACAUAGAAUCAAUAACAAAUAUUUUACACACUUCUUUGCAAUCGUCGUCGUGGACUGCAAAAGCGCAAGCGGCUAACGCAAUUCAUACAUUAGCGCAAAAGUUAGGCAAUGACAUUGAUGCGACGGUGAGAAAUGCUUUAAUAAAGGUUUUAACAGAUGGUCUUCGUGGGAGAACCUGGGAGGGAAAGGAUCGUUUGUUAAACGCUCUUGCCACAUUAGCGUGCAGGUAAAAAGAUAAAUCUGUCUUAUA
Molecule: messenger RNA, 4963 nt
Organism: Ceratina calcarata
Lineage: Eukaryota; Metazoa; Arthropoda; Insecta; Hymenoptera; Apidae
Product: proteasome adapter and scaffold protein ECM29
Exons: 24
Coding region: 231-4943 (1570 amino acids)
Biological process (GO): ERAD pathway; proteasome assembly
Cellular component (GO): cytoplasm; nucleus
Molecular function (GO): molecular adaptor activity
Source: RefSeq, a predicted model, not a curated record